AUGGCGGCCAUCAAGGACGACGCGGAGCUCGGGAACGAGCUCAUCCAGCUGCAAUGUCGCUUCUACGAGAACAAGUACCCGGAGAUCGACGAGCUCGUCGUCGUGAACGUGCGCUCGAUCGCCGAGAUGGGCGCCUACGUCUCGCUCCUCGAGUACAACAACAUUGAGGGCAUGAUCCUUCUCUCGGAGCUGAGUCGCCGCCGCAUCCGGUCGAUCAACAAGCUCGUGCGCGAGAAGGGCUACAUUGAUCUCUCGAAGCGCCGCGUCUCGCCCGAGGACAUCCUCAAGUGCGAAGAGCGCUACAACAAGGCCAAGACGGUCCAUGGUGUCUUGCGCCAAGUCGCGCAGGACACGAGCAUCGAGCUCGAAGACCUCUACCAGAAAAUCUCGUGGCCGCUCUACAAGAAGUUCAAGAUGGAGCAGCCGCUCGGCGCCGACGACGAAAAGAAGGUCGAGUACGUGCACUGCUACGACGUCUUCAAGAUGGGCAUCACGGACCCGUCGGUGUUUGAUGGCCUCGACCUGACGCCCGAGACGCUCGAGUCGCUGCGCACGCACAUUCGCCGCCGCCUCACGCCGCAGCCGAUCAAGAUCCGCGCCGACAUUCAAGUCACGUGCUUUACGUACGAAGGCAUUGAGGCCAUCCGCGAAGCGCUCCAGGAAGCCCAGCACACGGGCACGGAAGACGUUCCGGUCAAGGUCAAGCUCAUUGCGCCGCCCAUGUACGUCAUGACGACCAACACGCUCGACAAGGUCAAGGGCAUUGCGACGCUCCAGGAAGCGAUCGAGAAGGUGCGCACCAUCAUCACGGCCAAGGGCGGCUCGAUCGUCGUCAAGAUGGAGCCCAAGGUCGUCUCGAUCAACGAAGAACGCGAGUUCCUCCAGAUGAUGGAGCGACUGGAAAACGAAAACCGACCGGUCGACGGCGACGACGACGACGAGGACUAG
Molecule: messenger RNA, 948 nt
Organism: Saprolegnia parasitica CBS 223.65
Lineage: Eukaryota; Oomycota; Saprolegniomycetes; Saprolegniales; Saprolegniaceae
Exons: 2
Coding region: 1-948 (315 amino acids)
Cellular component (GO): eukaryotic translation initiation factor 2B complex; multi-eIF complex; eukaryotic 48S preinitiation complex
Molecular function (GO): RNA binding; translation initiation factor activity; ribosome binding
Source: RefSeq, a predicted model, not a curated record